ACCAUACCAAAAUUCAAUAAAAAAACUUCGCUAUUGAAAAAGUUAGUCAUUUUUGUGCUGGGUCAGAAAAUUACCGGUCUGUUAAUUGGUCCAAAGUUUGAAUAGUAAUAUCUUUCAAAUGUUACCUUUUAAAGACAUGGUUCUUACAUUUUUUUGAUCCACUCGAUCUCCUCUUUCUGACCAUAUAUAACAUGACAUAUAAAUUAUUUUUUUGCUGACAGUGAAAGUGAUGAUGUCAUCAAAUUUGGUCCCAUGGGACCAAAAUAUUUGCCACCCAUUUUUUUGGUAAUUUGCUAAGGAACAACUUUAAAUCAAAAAUUACUUUUAACACACAUGUGCACAUGAAAAUACCCUCACUAAUUUGUUCUCAUGAUUCUUUGUGCUCAUGGCUAGCGUUUUAAGGGGAAACAAUAAUAGGGGAUGGCUGAUAAAAUAGGGUAUUAGUGUCGCACACACACAAGUCGACACUAUUUGUUAGGGUUCAAACGGAUACGAAUUUAAUGCUACAUACAAUAGGUUUUAAUCCAUAAACACUAAAUAAAAUACAAAACUUUACUUAAAAAAUAAUAUAAGCAAAUAAUAAAAGAAAGCAAACAAGAAUGUACGAACAAAAUAUAGAAACAUAAAAACAAAACAAAAUAUCUUACUAAACCACUUUCACUAAACCACCACCAAACAACAUCACACGCACACAUACUAAGUAAAAACGCACACAUGAAUCCACUACAUGCUAAAAAUGUAAAACACAACAAACUAAUAAUACAAAAAACAAAAGAACUUUACAAGUACCACAAUGGGCCGUUAACAGACAUAAGAACAGAGGAACAAGACAGCAAUAACAUACAUUAAAAUACUAACAUGUAACAUAAAGUUAAUGACGUGAAACACAUAAAACUUAAGGCUACACACAACAGAAAUAAAGCUAUACACACACUACAAUAUAAACACGGUCUUAAGGGAUGCCUAGACACUGGCAUUGCUGUGCCUCAGCAGCAGCAACAUGGCUCCCCUCAAGAUGAUAUCUUACAUCUUGACAAAAACUAACUAGAACAAUUUAAUCAAAAUAUACAAAACCAUGGCUUCCUGAUUGGGAAUCGUUUAUUUAAUUAUUUUCGACAAGCAACACCAACUUAUGUAUUGGACGUACUAGUUCAUGCUGAUUAGAUGUAGUUUUCAGUGACACUGAUCGAACCAGUCCGUCAUUGUCUAUAAAACGUGUUUGUUAUUCUAGCUUCCAAUUUCCAAUCAGAACGAUGUUCAGAUUCGUCUUUCAAUAUUACGAUGUCGCCAACUUGGAAGCAACGUCGCUUGUGUUGCCAAACAGUUCGUUUUUGGAGAGUUUGCAGGCAGAACUUGUUGCAUUACGAUCUGGCAUGACUGAAGCACAGGCUAAAGUAACCGUGUUGGAGAGUGAAUUAAAAAACACUCUCCUUCAACUUCAUGCUGUUCAAUUACAGCUGCAUUCAUCUGGAGAAAAUACCCCUGAUUCAAACAGCAUAAAGUCAAAGCUGGAAAAUGAACUUACUCAAUUCAGGCGGGAUGCUAUGAAAGAAGCAAGUCUUGAGGCUGAAGCAAAGCAAUACCAAAAAGAAAACGAAGAAAUGCGAAAUUAUACAGUGCAAUUAUUAGGUGAAGUGCACGGUGCAAGACUUGCAGCUAAAUAUUUAGACAAAGAGCUUGCUGGCAGGAUUCAACAAAUACAGUUGUUAGGUCGUGAUUUAAAAGGACAAGAUCACAACGUUCUGUGGAAUCAAAUAGAAGCAGAAAUCCACCUACACAGACACAAGACUGUCAUCAGAGCAUGUCGUGGUCGACAAGAUCCUGACAAACCCAUACCUGCUCCAGAAAAAGUUCAAAUUCACGAAGACGAUGAUAUGUUAACUGUUGCUCGCAAGAAGAGGGGAAUUGGUGAACCGAGGCUCGUGAAGUUACACAGAGACAAAAGCGAAGGUUUGGGGGUGUCGAUAACGGGUGGCAAAGAGCACGGCGUGCCAAUCAUAAUAUCAGAAAUUCACGAUGACAUGCCAGCCGCGCGUUGUAAAGAACUCUAUGUUGGCGACGCUAUCUUGACAGUUAAUAACACCGACCUUCAGAACGCGUCACAUGGAGAGGCUGUACAUGUGUUGUCGCGCGUACAUGGCGACAUUACCAUGGAAGUUCUAUAUGUUGAUGUUGAUGAUUCGGGGGAGGAAGACAACUGGGAAGAAGAUGAUAGUCUAAGGUAUAGCUCUGUUGGCAUUGUAGACGAUCCUAGCGACUUUCUUACAAAUGGCGAGGUGUACACGACCAAUUCUCCUGGUGAUCCACAGAGAUUAAAGAACGGCAUUUCAAACAGUAUCAACUCCAACCUUCCUAAUACUUCGGAGACUGACAAUAGCAAAAUUACUAAUGACUUGAAUUCAAUGAAAAUUUCGUCACCUAAACAACAGACUUAUUCAGUACCUAGUACUCCAACCAGUGCGAAGUAUCCGGGCAUGAGUAAACGUGUAUUUAGUGCAGAGGAUGUAAAUGGAAAGCUGGAUUCCUGAGUUUUGUUGCGAAAAUUAUUAAAGAUGACCGCAAGAUGAUCGCAUCGAAGGAAUGGUGGCUGCUUUGGGUGCACAUUAUUGGGUGUUAUUUCAAUUUUUGCACCACUUAACGUCCAUGCUUAGUUCGUUAAAUGAUUAACGAGUUUAUCGUGUUGCCUUGGCUGAUGUAGUAAACCUAGAAUAAUUUUCACCACAAACCGAAAGAAAGCUACGAAUUAGCAAUUUAAAGUUUAAUAUCAGAUUAAAAAUUUACAUCAUUGAAUGGUACUUCUAAAGCUAUUUAUUGUCUAAUAUAAGGUUUUAAUUAUUUCUCAAGGAACGGGACAGUUGUUUGUUGUGUUUACAUAAGUGAAGUAAAAUUUCGGGCCGUUGCUAUCUUUUACACCGACCCUAUGAUAAGUGCACGUGCGCAUGAGCACUCAUGACGGUGUGUUUGCAUCAGUUUUUUACAUUUGCUGUAAUAUUUCACUUCUGUCUUAAGGGCGAAAGUGAAAUUCUCAUUUCGGUGGUUUAUGUAAAAAAAUCCGACGCUUUUAACGAAGGCCUACGUGAUUUCUACUUUUCUUCCAGCAGAGUGAAACUCUCAUGUAAACGCUACUCUUAAACUGCAUGAUCUUGCAUGAACCACCGAAAAAAAAUUGGUGGAAUCUCGUAAAGAAAAUAAAUGUCACACGCAUGCUUUCUAUCGCGAUUAUAAAUUUUUAAGCAACGGAAGAAGCGUAAUAUAAAAAAUCUGUCAUCUUGCAAGACCAUUCAGGGUCCAAUUUUUGUUUUAAAUUUUUUUCGAGAUGUAUAUUUUUUUAAUAUUUUUGCCAUCCCUGAUUAAAUUUUCUAUAUGCUACACUGGCCCUGAUUACACGGGCUGUGAGUCAACACCAGUACAUAUUGACGUUUAAAUUUUGUUUAAAUUUUACUUUACUCCGUAAACCUGUGACGUAGAAAUCACCGCCCGUGUAAAGGGGGUCGAACAAGAUAAACAAGUUUAAUGUUAUUGUGAUAGAGUAAGUUAAUGUAUGUAAAUUUAUGAUAUUCAUAUAUUUUAUGAUAUAGAUUUCUUUAAUACAAUUUUACACUUCUAAA
This is a messenger RNA of Hydractinia symbiolongicarpus, 3608 nucleotides long. RefSeq names its product Golgi-associated PDZ and coiled-coil motif-containing protein-like. Gene Ontology annotation, biological process: negative regulation of protein localization to cell surface. The transcript has 7 exons. Gene Ontology annotation, molecular function: transmembrane transporter binding. Bases 1254 to 2528 code for a protein of 424 amino acids. NCBI's taxonomy places the organism in Eukaryota, Metazoa, Cnidaria, Hydrozoa, Anthoathecata, Hydractiniidae. The record is from RefSeq and is a predicted model, not a curated record. Gene Ontology annotation, cellular component: trans-Golgi network transport vesicle; Golgi apparatus; membrane.